Molecule: messenger RNA, 309 nt
Organism: Coccidioides immitis RS
Lineage: Eukaryota; Fungi; Ascomycota; Eurotiomycetes; Onygenales; Onygenaceae
Exons: 1
Coding region: 1-309 (102 amino acids)
Source: RefSeq, a predicted model, not a curated record
AUGAUCUGCCAGGUUGCGGACAAGUGCGGCGUCCCAAAACUGAAGAAAGGAGUACGCAAAAGAUUUGAAUACACAGCUACGCUUUCCUGGAAAGCUGACAAGUUCCUUACGGCUAUUGAUAAGACAUGUAGCACCAUGCUGGAGGGGGGCCAGGGCUCUGCGAGAGACCCUUUGUUGAAGCCGCCUUUCUUCACAUCGACGUACUCCAAGUUAGCGCGGGGUUUAACGAUGUGCCUGAGAGGACCGGGGGUUGUUUGCGGCCGACCUGAUGGAGCACCAUCUGGCAAGAAGGCAGUUCACUGGCUAUAA